CGGGCGGGAACGCGGUGCGGGGAGGGGGAGGUGACGACCCGACCCCAACCCCAACCUCACCCGACCCGAGGAGGACGGGGACGUGGACGCGGUCGAUUGGAAUUGGAAUGGAAUAAUAAUCAUAAACAAACCGACGCGACGCCCGGUCGUGGGCGGGCCCGCCGCGUCAGCCGGCCAGCCCGCUGCCGACCAAACACACAAACAAGGCGCGCACGGUGGAGUCGCCGAGGGAAGGAGGCCGAGCGAGCGCGAGACGAGAGAGACCACACCAGACGAGGCGAGCGAGACCACACCAGGCUCCGCCGAGGGAGGGGAGGCGAGGCGAGGCGGCGCGAUGCGGCGCGCGAGGCCGCCGCCGGGGCCGGGGCUGGAGGGCGAGGAGGUGCGGUACCGCGGGGUGCGGCGGCGCCCGUCGGGCCGGUACGCGGCCGAGAUCCGCGACCCGGCCAAGAAGACCCCGAUCUGGCUCGGCACCUUCGACUCCGCCGAGGCCGCCGCGCGCGCCUACGACGCCGCCGCCCGGAACCUCCGCGGCGCCGCCGCGCGCACCAACUUCCCCGCCUCCCCCGCCGCGGCGCCGCCGCGCGCGCCGCCCCCCGCCCCCGUCGCCGCGCCGGCGACGAUGGCCGCGGCGGCCACGUCCAGCCACAGCAGCACGAUCGAGUCCUGGAGCGGCGGGAACGUCCCGCCCACCAGCGUCCUCUUCCGCGCCGCCGCGAUCGGCGCCCCGGCCAUCGAGGAGGACUGCCGCAGCUACUGCGGCUCCUCCUCGUCCGCGGUGUGCGAGGACGGCGCGUCGGGGGGCGCCGCCGCGGCCGCAGACGAGGCCGCCGCGCCGCCGCGCCCCUCCUCGUCCUCGCUGCCCUUCGAUCUGAACCUGCCGGACCCCGCGGCCGCCGCCGACGAGAUGGACUGGCGCUGCGACACGCUGCUCCGCCUCUGAUCGGCCUCCCGCCUGCUGCUUCGGAUGCGUCACCUCCCUCCCCCUUCCCGCUCCCGGACUAACGCGGCGGCGCGGCUGCCUACUGCGAAGUGCUUCUUCUACUAUCUCGAUAGAAUUGGAUUUUUGGUCUCCGUUUUACUACCACUCAAGUUCUGAAUAUCUGAUACUCUGCCUUAUGUGAUAAUGUGAAUAAGCUCAUCAUCAUCAUAUCAUCAUGUAAUCCACGGGAAAUAGACUGAUAAUUUUUGCCA
Messenger RNA from Triticum urartu, 1194 nucleotides. RefSeq names its product ethylene-responsive transcription factor 3-like. The record is from RefSeq and is a predicted model, not a curated record. Lineage: Eukaryota; Viridiplantae; Streptophyta; Magnoliopsida; Poales; Poaceae. Gene Ontology annotation, molecular function: DNA-binding transcription factor activity; DNA binding. Gene Ontology annotation, biological process: regulation of DNA-templated transcription.